CGAGGUCCUUACAAGCGAAAAAAAGCAAAUUCAGUUAGUCUGGUUCUACUCUAUCCAUCCUCUACAAAAAGUACUGUAUCACAGAGACAAACUCACCAGUUCCUGCCGUAUUUUUAGAGUACUCGCGCGUUUGUAAAUAAACAAUAAUUGAAAAAGAGGCGUGAGCACAAAAGAAAAAUAAGGAGAGAAAGAAAGCUGAACGGAUAGAGAUAGAAAUACGCAAAAAUAAAAGAAAAGUUAGGAGAGAGGCACUAUCUUUAAGACUUUUGAAUUAUCUACGGAUUGGAAUAGAGCGUAACAGAUAAAAAUGACUUUUUAUAAUAAUAAAGUCGUUAUAUUCUUGAUUUUAUUUGGAUUUGUAUUUUGUCACAAUGAGGAUGACACGUCAACUGCAUUUAUGGAAGCUGCACAGGCAUUAUUUGAAAAUAAGGAAGCAAUUGGUGGGCUUGAAGGUGUUGCGAGAGCAUUUAUGGAAUCUGGCACCGGAAAACAGGUAGGAGAUAUGUUGACAAGUCAGAAGUCAAAAUCUGACGGACUCGGCAAGAUACUUUCGGGUCUCGGAAGCAUUAUAUCAGGACAGAGUCAAGGUCAAGUUAACGAAGGAAUUGGUAUUGAUCCAAACAUAAUCGGUGAUAUAAUCGGAGGUCUGUCCUCAUUAAGUGGAGGCAGUCACAAAUUCAAGCAGUCAUGGGACAAUUCCAUCGAGAAAGACGUGUCGGAUUUUGACAUUGACAGCAUGUUGAACGUAGUUAGUGUAUUAAUAGGACAGACCGGCAAUGCCGAAAGCCUUAUGGGCUUGGUACCUAUGUUUCUAGAUACGUUCUCAAGCAAAAAUAGUAGGCAGGAUCACUCGGAUCAUUCAUGGUUUAUGCCACCUAUACUUGAGAACGUUCAUCUUAUGUGGGACCACUUCAGUAAUUCGGAAUUGGGUCAAACCUUAUGGAAAAACAGUGGUUUGGCCAAUAUCAUGGGUACAAUGUCAGAUGAAACUGGACGUCUUCAAUGGGAAAAAAUCAUGGACAGCUUUGAUAAUCCAUCUCUAAGACGUCGAUGGAUAAAUUCUCUUACGAAUUUCGUAGCUGAAUGGAUUUCACAUAUUUCGGAUCCAAUAACUCAGCAACGUUAUCUCAUCACCGCGCAGUUCGUUGGCAACAGUUUCUUGAAGUCACAAGGUUUUCCUAAAUCAGUUAUGUUUGAACCAGCUAGACCAACUAAAAGUCUUUCGAGGCUUGCUAACGCUGUAGCAAAACGACAUUUGAAUAUGCAGAUUGACAGCUAUCAAUACAUCAAGCCGGCUGUAGCUUACGUCCAAGAGCUUAUGAAUUUAGCUUCGGAGAAGGGUUUCAUUAUAUCUCGUAUUAAUGCACGCGAGCUCAGUAACAAGUUGAGUGAUUCCAUUAAUAAUGGUUUUAUAAGUCCACUUCUUAAGGCAUAUCGUGCUUAUAAAUGGGGAUUAAAGAUGCCACAUUGUGCAAGUCAAAUUCUUUGCUCAAUUAAUCAUAAAUCAACACCGACGGAAAGCAAAACAUCAAAUGACUCGUUCCGCGUCGGCUUAACAAAGAUUGCCAGCUUCCCAGCCGCUUGGGGUAUCAGCAACAAAAGUGGCCUUAGCUUCUGGUCACUUUAUGCAUCCAUUUUAGAAGCAGACAAUUGUCUUAAAAAAUAUCCAGCUGAUUGCACAAUCUUUCACGAAGAGGAAAUUCGAGUGACUACAGAGUACGCACAUAGUGAACUCUAGAAAAAUC
Molecule: messenger RNA, 1745 nt
Organism: Ceratosolen solmsi marchali
Lineage: Eukaryota; Metazoa; Arthropoda; Insecta; Hymenoptera; Agaonidae
Exons: 7
Coding region: 308-1738 (476 amino acids)
Source: RefSeq, a predicted model, not a curated record